Molecule: messenger RNA, 2580 nt
Organism: Schistosoma spindalis
Lineage: Eukaryota; Metazoa; Platyhelminthes; Trematoda; Strigeidida; Schistosomatidae
Source: the annotation of a GenBank genome assembly
GUUUACAUACAAUAAAAUCAUUUUAUGAAAAAACAGAAAAAAAAGUGACAAAUUGUACCGAUUUACAUAAGAUAAAUAAAACAUAUAUUUACCAAUGAAAUUUGUUAUUGGUAUUUAUUAUACACUGGUUAAAAUUUAACCAAUCAAAUAGAAGUUAUAUUUUUCAACCAUUCAUAAAUGUCAUUAUUAAAUAUAAUUAAUUCACCUUCAAUUAUUAAUCAUUGAUUCUCAUUUGUUACUGUAAUUUUCAAUUUAUAUCAUUAAUAAAAACUAAAUAAAAAAACAAACAAUGAAAAUCUUAAAAUAAAUUAAUUUAUUUUAUUUAUCUUUUAAAACAAAAAAAAAACAAAAGCAAAAGUGAAUAAAUAAACGUAUAUGGAUAUAAUAGUAAACUUUUUAAAUGCAAAAUACAUAUCUAAUGGAAAUAACUGUGAUAAUUUUGAUCAAAUUUACUUCUGCUGAAUUAAAAGAUCAUAUAAUACUUUGGGAUGCAAGUAAUUGGAGGUUCAAAGAAAAUCAAAAUGAUAUUUAUGCUACCGAGGGUGACAACUUAAUAUUUAUCUGUCCAAAAAAUCGAACAUUUUCUCAAAAUCUGUAUUGGACAGAUGAUCCACGUGUAAAAUUAAAAUGUAAUAAAACAUUACCUAUUAAAGUUAUUAAACUUUUGGAUUGUUUUGGAAACAAGUCAGUUACAGAAUUCGUUCUUAAAGUUAGCCGUUUCCCAGAAAUCGCAUCACUACCAAGUUUUCAUUCAGAAAUUCCCGUUUAUUUCGUAGCUCAGUCCGUGAUAUGUCAACAGAAUAAUUUUCGUUUAAGUGUUAAACUAGUGUCUGGUAAUAAGACAGUUAUUACCAAUCAUAUUGUUACUACUAAAGAAAUGCAAACAAAGAAACAUUCCAGAAAAGUUGAUUUAUUCUCAAAUACAUCAAUUUCUCCUCAAUUAAAAAAAACACAAAUUCAACAUUAUUUAAAUAAUUCAACAAAUAUACUUUGGGCUCAAGAAUAUAAUACAAAACAAAAAUUAAAUUGGAUUGAAUAUAGACUUUUACUAUUACCAGCUACAUUAGCAUUUUUUACAUUAAUUGGUAUACAAAUUGUUUUAUGUGGAUUUUGGUUUUCGAAUUCAAUUACUCAAAAAUUAAUUCGAUGUUUUAAAAAAUAUAAAUAUAAACAUAAUUUAAAAUUACAAACAAAUAACAUGUAUAAUAAUAAACAAAUAGAAAGACAAUUAAAUAAAUAUAAUACAAUUCAAUCAAAUUAUGAUAUACAUAAAUUACCUAUACCUAAAUAUGAAACAAAAUCUAAUAUCAAUUCAUGUUAUAAAUCAAAAACUUCAUUAUUAAUAAAUAAAUAUAAUUUGAAAAAUAAAGAGAAACAACAAAAUUAUAUAAAUUCUAAUUGGUUAAUACAUUUUAAUCAAUUAGAUAAUUAUGUAUCAUUAUAUAAAUUUAAUGAUUAUCAAUAUAAACAAAAUAAUAUGGAAAAAUUAAUGAAUUUACAAAACACUUUAAUUUAUCAAAACAUUCCAGAUACUUCAACUAUAUUAUGUAAUUGUAUAAAUCAAUCAAAUCAUAUAAAACCUAUACCAAAUCAAGAAUUAUUAAUACCCGUAUCAAUUUAUUUAAAUAAAAAUAUAAUAGAAGACUGAAAUUCUUUUUUUUAAUUUUUUAAAAAAAAACAAGUAAACGACUUCUUUCUGAAGAAUUUCCGAGUGUAUUAAAUAGAGAAUGAUAAUUUCACUCUUUUACAAAUUUGUUUUCCAUUAAUAAUACUUCAUCAAUAUUAUUAGUAUUAUUGUUAUUAAUAUUUCAUGACAAAACUAUCCAUUUAUGAAUUAUACAUUAUAAUAAAACAGAAAAGAUAAGAUUAAGAUUGAAAUAUCGAUUUCAGUUUGUUCCUUAAAUAUUGAAAAAAAGAUUGAUAUUCCUGAAAACAAUUUUAUUCCUUAUUGUAUAUACUACUUAAUUCAGUAGAAUCAAAUUGAUCAAACAAACAGAAUGCAAUUAAUUGAAUUCAAUGUAUUUCUGUAAAACAAAAAAUAGAUGAAUUUAUUGAUUAUUAUUGCUUAUUUAUAUGAUAAUUUAAUAUUUGACAUGAAUGAAUAUUAUGUAAAUCAAAUAAAAACAAAAAUAAAUGAAACAAAUCAUAUUUCAUAUUAAUAAUUUCAAUUAUAUUCUGAUUUUUUCUCUUUAGUUGUUUGUUUUUGUUCGUUUGUUGAUUUUGUUCUUCUAUUUGUAAUAAAUAGUUGCUAGAUUGCAACAAAACAAAAAAACAGAAAAAAAACACAUGAACUUCUUAACGAAUGAAUUAUUUCUGAUUAAAUGUCAUACAUAAUCUGGAUAAUAUAAAAGUUCAUUAUAAGUUUAAGCUAAAAAAAAUAAUGUUAUCUUUCAUGACAAUGUAAAUGAUGUACAGAAAGAAAAACAAAAUGAAAGAAAAGAAAAAAUAAAUAAAACUUCAUCAGUAGAUAAAAUAAAAGCAAAUAUAUUAAUGUGAUAAUCAUUCCAGUUUGAUAUUUUCUUUAUAAUUUAUGUGAAAGAUGAAAAAAAGUUAUUAAGUAUAAUUCUUGAUUUUAUCAAA